AUUUCAAUUCGAGUUCGCAAGACCGGCUGGAAGAACCAUGAUCAUUUGACCGCCUUGGCGCUGGUAUGCUGCCUCCUCCUUCCCUGUGCCUCAAAAAUGCGGCUUCUACCUCACCAAAAUAUCUUAGAGAUAUUAACAAAUCAUUCCUGCAGUUUGGCCUCACCGGCUUUGUGAUAGACGACCUUGUCGGGGUUUUGGCGGGAGCAUAUGGCUGGAACAUCACCAUUGUCCCCAUGGACAAAUUGACGAUUUCUUUGAAAGUCUUAUUUUCAUCCCAAUGGUUCUUCUGUCUAGCGGUAGCAGCCUUUCGUCUGGCCAUUUUGUGUCUGUACUUGGAACUAUUCCGGGGCGACUGGUUCCGCCGGUGCACAAUCGCAACAAUGGCGCUGGUUACGCUCUACUGGAUCGCAUCGGUGUUGACGAUCGCUCUAUUCUGCCGGCCUAUAAAUGCCAACUGGGAUAUCACCGUAAGUAGGACAUGCGGGGACAUAACCAAGGUGGAAUUUGCCUCAGGGAGUUUCAAUCUCACGGUCGACCUGUUGAUCGUUUCAUUACCGAUGCCGGUUGUGUGGGGCUUAAACAUGCCCAAGGAGAAGAAAAUUGGUGUCACUACGGCCUUUCUACUGGGUUUGAUAACAGCUGGUGUGAACAUUGAACGGAUUAUCCAAACGAAGACAUGCGACGGGGCCAAUAUAACAUAUUGCGCACUGGAUGCGUCGAUACUGUGCAUGGCCGAAAUCACCUGCGGCAUUAUGGUAUCCUGUGCACCGACCUUGGGCGCGCUCUUCUUCCGGUCCCGCGUCCAGAUCGCCAAGCCUCCCGAGGUGGCUCGGCGAGGCCUCAGAACCUUUGGGUCUAUUGGGCGAUCUUUGUCACGUCGGAAGCAGCGUGUUGAUACUGUCGCGCUGCUCGGUUCACUAGACGAUGAGCUCGAACGGGGUGGUGAAGGCAUCCGCCCCCAGCAGAUGACACAUCUUACUUCUCCAGGUGUUUUUUACCAGACCAACCCGAGUCAAAUUACGAUGCCAAAUAGCUUGUUGGGUGUGCAAAACGUUUCUGCAGAAAUGUUGGUGUAGUCGAGUGAUGAAUCUUUCAUUGAGAUCUCCCGCUGCAUAUAUUCUUCCUGUUCACUUAGGUCGCCGACAGGGAUACUGGAAUGGUACCCUUACAUGGUAGUGUAUAUAUGUCUACCAGACCUAUUUGUUCCCGAUGAGAAAUAGAAGAGUUAAAUGCUCGGUGGCAAUGUGGUGAUGAUUGUAGUGUAAUGAAAAGAUAGAAGGCGAAAGAAAGUUAGAACGAUCGGCAGGCUAUUUUAUGCCCGUAACGGGACAGCAGUGGAACUAAACUGGGUAGAGAUGAGCUUAUCUGAAUAAACCUCUCAGGUACCAGUAAUGAGAUGAUUUC
Molecule: messenger RNA, 1404 nt
Organism: Aspergillus eucalypticola CBS 122712
Lineage: Eukaryota; Fungi; Ascomycota; Eurotiomycetes; Eurotiales; Aspergillaceae
Exons: 3
Coding region: 66-1076 (336 amino acids)
Source: RefSeq, a predicted model, not a curated record